CUCCGAUUAUAACUCCAUGAGCACAUUUACUUUCCCUCUCUCUUUCUCUCGCGGUUUCUCUCUUGAAUGUUAUUUUCCUUUAUUUUCCUGGAAAAUUCAGGCCUAAGGCCUGAGCGCAGACAACUGUGUCAGAGGUGAACCAGAUAACCAUUCAUUGCGUACAGAUACAGAGAAAGAAAGACGGAAGGAGAGAGAGUGUGGCAUUGAGAUUUGCGACGAGCGAGAGAGAGAGAGAGAAGAUCUCGAGCAGAUCAGGGUGAUUUAAAGCAGAGGCGGCGAGAAUUUAUUGAUAUGAUAUGAGAGCUUUUUAGAGUGAGAGAACGUCUUUCUGUAACGCCAAUCUCACCCUUCUCCACUACCCUUCUCUUUCUUUCCUCCUUUCAUCCCAUUUGGCCAUUUCUCUCUGAAGCCGUAUCAUAUUUCCAUACUCUGACACAAUUGCUCUUUCCCUCCAAACAAGGCUGAUUUUAUUUUUUCCCAAGUGUAAUUAUUACUUCUCUCUAAUUUUUUCUUGCAUCUACUUGAGUUUCUUUUUUUUUUUUUUUCAGAAAUCUACUUGAAUUUUUACUCUUUCGACUAUUGCUACUCUCUCUCUGUCUCUGGUUUCGGGUGAGGGCUUCAUCAUUGUUCUCUCUGGCUAACGUAUUAUUCAAGGGUUGAAAUCGUUGGGAACAGCGCGAGAUUCGAGGUGUUUGUGUAAAGGCAAAGGUUGUCGUUGUCCAAUGUAAUGUUAUGGUCUGCUGCUAGUAUGUUUCAUUACAGAGCGACAGAUAGAAAUCUCCCCUUAGAACCCGCCAUUUCUGGUCUGAGUUUCCAGAUUGUGCCUGGUUUUGGAGAAAAGUCUCCAAAUUUGUCAUCUUAGAAACAGAGGGAAUUGGUGCUGUGGUGCGUAUGGGCAGUUUCAGACAAUACGGUGGCUUUGUCUGUGUACUUAUGUGAAGGUUCUCUCGUGGUUUUUAGCUAUUAGUAGGGGUAAUUUGGGGAUAGGAAAAAAUGAAGUUUAUGAAGUUAGGAUCGAAGCCUGAUGUGUUUCGAGCUGAAGGCAAAUCCGUCAGGUAUGUGUCAUCCGAGCUGGCUACUGAUGUCACCAUAAAUGUUGGUGAAGUUAAGUUUUACCUCCACAAGUUCCCUCUCUUGUCAAAAAGUAACCGCUUGCAAAAACUAGUGUUGAAAGCCACUCAGGAGAAUUCUGAUGAAAUUACAAUGCUUGAUUUUCCUGGUGGGCCAAAGGCCUUUGAAAUUUGUGCUAAGUUCUGCUAUGGAAUGACUGUUACUCUCAAUGCUUACAAUGUAGUAGCUGCUCGUUGUGCAGCUGAGUACCUUGAGAUGGCUGAGGAUAUUGAUCGAGGUAACCUUAUUUUCAAAAUUGAGGUAUUUCUGAACUCUAGUAUUUUCCGAAGCUGGAAGGAUUCCAUUAUUGUUCUUCAAACCACCAAAUCUCUUGUGCCUUGGUCUGAAGAUCUGAAGAUUGUGGGAAGGUGCAUAGAUUCCAUUGCAUCUAAAACAUCUGUGGAUCCAGCAAACAUUACUUGGUCAUACACAUAUAAUAGGAAGUUAUCAGUGUGUGAUAAAAUAGUUGAAGAUGGUAUGAAGGUACGAGAGAAAAUUGAAUCUGUUCCAGGGGAUUGGUGGGUGGAAGAUAUUUGUGAACUGGAUAUUGAUGUCUACAAGCGAGUCAUGAUUGCUGUUAAAUCAAAGGGAAGAAUGGACAGUAAAAUUAUUGGGGAGGCACUGAAUACUUAUGCAGCCAGAUGGUUGCCAGAUAGCUUUGAUGAUUUGGUUUCUUAUGGUUGUACUUGGAAGUACAAAUAUAUGGUGGAAACACUGGUUUAUUUAUUGCCUUCAGACAAGGGUGUCGGUUGUCCAUGUGGUUUCUUGCUGAAAUUGUUGAAAAUUGCCAUAUUUGUCGGAGUGGAUGAUUCAUGUAGGGAAGAUUUGGUGGAGAGAAUCAGUUUAAAGUUGCAUGAGGCCUCUGUUAAGGACUUGCUGAUCCCAGCACGGUCCCCCCAAACCACAUCAUAUGAUGUGGAAUUAGUACAAUGCCUUGUGAAUCGUUGUAUGACAAACGAAAAGUAUAGUCAGGAUUUGAGUGUUGAGAAGAACGAUGAGACCAAUGAUUUUGUUUUGCUGCACAGGCAUGGAUACAGGUUGAGUGUUGGAAAAAUAAUUGAUGGGUAUCUUUCAGAAAUUGCACGUGACCCAAAUCUCACCCUCGCCAGUUUCGUUGACUUGUCACAAUCUAUUCCCGAGUCUGCUAGACCAACUCAUGAUGGACUGUACAAAGCCAUUGACACCUAUCUGAAGGAGCACCCCAUUUUGACAAAGGCUGAAAGAAAGAAGGUAUGUGCUCUAAUGGACGUAAAAAAACUGACAACGGAUGCAUCCAUGCAUGCUGCGCAGAAUGAGCGGCUCCCACUUCGUGUUGUGGUCCAAGUUUUAUUUUUUGAGCAGGUUAGAUUCAGUGCUGGUGUUCAAGCUCCUAACGGCAAUGCCCGUGAUGCGUCAAAUUUAACGACAAACACAGAUGAAGAAUGGGAGAAGACAGCAGCAGAUGAUAACAAAUGUGUCAAGAAACAGAUGAGUCAACUGAAGAUAAAAGACGAAGAAUUCCAGAAAAAUGGAAAAAUGAUGAAGAAAAACAGCAAGAACAGCAAAAGUGGCACACAGUUGUUGCCUUCUAGAUCAAGGAGAAUAUUUGACAAGUUAUGGGUCAUGGGGAAAGGGCAAGGAGAGAACAGAAGCUCAGAGACAUCAGGGAGUUCACAGAGCCCAACUUCAAUGGUUCCGGGGGACGCCAAGUCCUCUGGUUCAUCUUCAAGACAAAGGAGACACUCCAUCUCCUAAAAGAAGAAUUCAAACUUCAUCAGAAGUAAACAAGCAAAUGAAAACUAAAAUCUGUUUCGAGUGUAAAAAGUGGCAGGAUUUCCUUUUAGUUGAUCAUGAUGGGUUUUUCUCGUCCUAUCCGGAAAAAUGUAAUAAAUUUUUUUCCCUUUUUCUUGGUUUUUGGGUGGGGGCUGGCUUUUAGUGUAUCAAUAUUAUGUAUGUCUAUAUGAAUCCCGUAGAUUAUCCAAGAAAUAUUGAAAUAUUGUUCAGUUA
Molecule: messenger RNA, 3096 nt
Organism: Hevea brasiliensis (rubber tree)
Lineage: Eukaryota; Viridiplantae; Streptophyta; Magnoliopsida; Malpighiales; Euphorbiaceae
Product: BTB/POZ domain-containing protein NPY1
Exons: 4
Coding region: 994-2844 (616 amino acids)
Molecular function (GO): protein binding
Source: RefSeq, a predicted model, not a curated record